Messenger RNA from Trichosurus vulpecula (common brushtail), 1719 nucleotides. RefSeq names its product ELKS/RAB6-interacting/CAST family member 2 (gene ERC2). NCBI's taxonomy places the organism in Eukaryota, Metazoa, Chordata, Mammalia, Diprotodontia, Phalangeridae. The record is from RefSeq and is a predicted model, not a curated record. Gene Ontology annotation, cellular component: cytoskeleton of presynaptic active zone. Gene Ontology annotation, molecular function: structural constituent of presynaptic active zone. The transcript has 13 exons. The coding region runs from base 1 to 1719 and encodes 572 amino acids. Gene Ontology annotation, biological process: regulation of synaptic plasticity; maintenance of presynaptic active zone structure; neuromuscular synaptic transmission.
AUGGUAGCCGGGCCUCAUUUACUGAGUGAUGAUGAUUGGGUGAAUGUGAAUGCAUUCGUCAGCUCAGCGACGGGUCCGGGACAGCUGGCCACCAGGAAGGUCCAUUACACCUCCAGGCAGCGGCAGCAGCAGCAAGAGGGAUCAGUGGGCUGCUGGGGAGUAGUAGCACCUGUAGCCUUCAGCUGGGUGCCCAGCGAGCUUGGGGUUGGGGGAUGCUGGGGCGCGCUGUCUGAGCUGCUGGAUGACGGCAGGAUGAACCGUCAGGCUUAUUUCUAUCGUGUCCCUCCACAGGAGCUGCACAGGAGGACCCAACUUCAGCCCGAACCGGCAAAGACGAAGGCUCUUCAGACUGUCAUAGAAAUGAAGGACACAAAAAUUGCUUCCCUGGAGCGGAACAUCCGGGACCUGGAGGAUGAGAUCCAGAUGCUGAAAGCCAAUGGGGUUCUGAACACGGAGGAGCGUGAAGAAGAGAUCAAGCAAGUGGAGGUGUACAAGAGCCAUUCCAAGUUCAUGAAGAACAAGGUCGAUCAGUUGAAACAGGAAUUCUCCAAGAAGGAGUCGGAACUUCUCGCCUUACAGACCAAGCUGGAAACCCUCAGCAACCAGAAUUCAGAUUGCAAGCAGCAUAUCGAGGUGCUCAAAGAGUCGCUGACCGCCAAAGAGCAGCGGGCGGCCAUCCUGCAGACUGAGGUUGAUGCCCUGAGAUUACGACUGGAGGAGAAAGAAUCUUUUCUCAACAAAAAGACCAAACAGCUACAGGACCUCACAGAAGAGAAAGGCACAUUGGCUGGGGAGAUCCGAGAUAUGAAGGACAUGCUGGAAGUGAAGGAAAGGAAAAUCAACGUGCUGCAGAAGAAGAUAGAAAACUUGCAAGAACAAGUCAGAGACAAGGACAAACAGCUGAGCAACCUGAAGGACCGUGUGAAGUCUUUGCAGACGGAUUCGAGUAACACCGACACAGCCCUUGCAACAUUGGAAGAGGCUUUGUCUGAAAAGGAGAGAAUCAUUGAACGCUUGAAAGAACAACGGGAACGUGAUGAUCGAGAACGCCUAGAAGAAAUUGAAUCCUUCAGAAAAGAGAACAAGGAUCUUAAGGACAAAGUCAAUGCCUUGCAAGCCGAACUCACGGAGAAAGAGUCUAAUCUAAUUGACCUCAAGGAACAUGCCUCCUCCUUGGCAUCCGCGGGCCUGAAGCGGGAUUCCAAAUUAAAGUCCCUGGAAAUAGCCAUAGAACAAAAGAAAGAAGAAUGCAGUAAGUUGGAAGCGCAGUUAAAGAAGCAGGCUGAGCAGUUGUUCAAUCAGAUGUACAACCCCGCUCAUAAUGUUGAAGAAGAUUCCAGGAUGAACCCUGAAUUUGCAGAUCGAAUGAAGCAGUUGGACAAAGAGGCAUCUUACUACCGCGAUGAAUGUGGCAAAGCCCAAGCGGAGGUUGACAGGCUCCUGGAGAUCCUCAAGGAGGUGGAGAAUGAAAAGAAUGAUAAAGACAAGAAAAUUGCUGAACUCGAAAGCUUGAAUUCCAGACAUAUGAAGGACCAAAGUAAGAAAGUGGCCAACCUUAAGCACAACCAACAGCUGGAAAAAAAGAAGAAUGCCCAGUUAUUGGAAGAAGUACGAAGGAGAGAGGAUAACAUGACAGACAACUCCCAGCACUUACAGGAGCCUGUGAGCUCUUUGAUGGGGAACCACGUAUCUCCCUUUCUCUGCAUCCCUGGUACUUAG